This is a messenger RNA of Pectinophora gossypiella (pink bollworm), 904 nucleotides long. Its product is annotated as post-GPI attachment to proteins factor 2-like. The transcript is spliced from 7 exons. The coding region runs from base 1 to 846 and encodes 281 amino acids. Gene Ontology annotation, biological process: GPI anchor biosynthetic process. Lineage: Eukaryota; Metazoa; Arthropoda; Insecta; Lepidoptera; Gelechiidae. Gene Ontology annotation, cellular component: Golgi membrane; endoplasmic reticulum membrane. The record is from RefSeq and is a predicted model, not a curated record.
AUGGUAAAUCCAGACAGCUCGGACGAGACACCGCCAAAAUUGGAUGUGCGUAACGACGAACGCACGACCGACCAGUGCCAUGUAAAUACUGUAAAACUACUCGAAUAUAAGGGAGUGCUCUGGACAUGUGGGCUGAGGGAGGUCUGCCUGGCCGCGCUCUGGCUUCCACUAGGUGCUUUAAUAUUUUGCUACGUCACAGCUUCUAUAUUCCAAGCAGAUGAUAUACACGAGACACACUGUAGGGUUUACAAUGUAGUGCCGUCAAUAAGCGCAAUCACAGGGAUCAGCCCACAGCGCUACGUGUGGCGGAUAUGCAUCGCGUUCCACCUAGGACCAAGAUUGCUCAUAGGCUCGCUGUACUACAACUACCACAAGCAACGCACCGCGCAUAUCAUUGAUCAAAAGGCUCGAAUAUUAGCUACCAAGUUAGGGGAAGCCUGUUACUGGCUCAAUUUAGUAGAAUUAUUUGCACUCACCGGAGUCACCUACGUUUCCAAUAGGGAAAACUAUUAUGUACACGAGAAGAUCUUUAUAAUCUUCAUGAUAACAGCUUUAGUGCACAUGUUGUGCCGCGCGCGAGUAGGGUGCGCGGGCGCAGCCUGCGUGCCGGCAGUUCGCACCAACAGGCUGGUGUGGAUCCUGUUCUACGUGGCCAUCGCAGCCACCGCCGGCCUCGUGGUGCACUUUCUAAGGCACCGGCUGCUGUGUCGCCCACUAGCCUUCACCUGGUUCUCAGUAUGCGAGUACAUCCUGGCGACUGCCAACAUGGCGUUCCAUGCCAUCGUGGUGCGCGACUUGCCGCUUCAUCAGUUACAAGUCGUCAGUCCACACAGUAAGGCCGAGUAGACCGGUGGACGAGUCUGUAGAGUCUUUUGGUUAACGGGGACAAAUCGACAAGUCCUGA